AUGUCGAACUUCUUUGUACAGUUAUGGGAGAGCAUUUUCUCUCCUGGAACCACACCACAACUCAUCAUCGCCACACAUGCUUCAUUUUUUGCAUUAUUAUUGACUUUAGCCUCUCUCAUAUACACUACUGGUGGUAAUAUCCAUUUCAUUAUCAUGUUUGCUUUAGCUUCUGUCUUGUGGUUGACAGUGAUAUGGUUUAUUUACGAACUACAAUCUGUACAAUUGAAAAGUAAUAAAGAAUUAGAAGAACCACAGUCACAAGAAUCAUCUGCUCCAAAGGUUGCUACUACUACUGCUACCAAAAAAGCUUCAACAUCUGUUAAAUCAAGAAAAGCCUAA
Molecule: messenger RNA, 339 nt
Organism: Vanderwaltozyma polyspora DSM 70294
Lineage: Eukaryota; Fungi; Ascomycota; Saccharomycetes; Saccharomycetales; Saccharomycetaceae
Gene: PKR1
Product: Pkr1p
Exons: 1
Coding region: 1-339 (112 amino acids)
Biological process (GO): vacuolar proton-transporting V-type ATPase complex assembly
Cellular component (GO): endoplasmic reticulum membrane
Source: RefSeq, a predicted model, not a curated record